This is a messenger RNA of Limanda limanda (common dab), 2365 nucleotides long. RefSeq names its product scinderin (gene scin). Gene Ontology annotation, biological process: actin filament severing; actin polymerization or depolymerization; barbed-end actin filament capping. Gene Ontology annotation, cellular component: cytoplasm; actin cytoskeleton. Gene Ontology annotation, molecular function: actin filament binding; phosphatidylinositol-4,5-bisphosphate binding. Bases 86 to 2257 code for a protein of 723 amino acids. The record is from RefSeq and is a predicted model, not a curated record. Lineage: Eukaryota; Metazoa; Chordata; Actinopteri; Pleuronectiformes; Pleuronectidae. The transcript has 16 exons.
AGCAGUGUGUUCCCUUUCCUCUCACCCUCCUCUCUCCUCAACUGGGAUCCUCACUCGUCCUCAGAGCCUUACAGCAGCCGCAGACAUGGUGCUCCACCACAAAGAGUUCGCCAGUGCAGGCAAGGCAACCGGGUUGCAGAUUUGGAGGAUCGAAAACCUAGAGCUGGUCCCUGUGUCCGAGAGCUUACAUGGAAACUAUUACACCGGAGAUGCUUAUGUGAUUCUCAGCACAUUUGCACAGAGAAACAGCUUCUCCUACAACCUGCACUACUGGCUGGGAAAGGAGUGCAGUCAGGAUGAGAGCGCCGCUGCAGCUAUCUUCACUGUGCAGCUGGACGACUACCUGGGUGGAAAGGCGGUGCAGUACAGAGAACUGCAGGGGGUUGAAUCAACUGCCUUCACCAGCUACUUCAAGGGAGGAAUCACCUACAAAACAGGAGGUGUUGCCUCAGGAUUCCACCAUGUGGUCACCAAUGACCUUUCAGCUCAGAGACUCCUCCACAUCAAGGGCCGGCGCGUGGUCAGGGCCACCCAGGUCCCCUUCAGCUGGUCUAGCUUUAAUAGUGGAGACUGCUUCAUUGUUGACCUUGGAAAUAAGAUCUAUCAGUGGUGUGGGUCCAAGUGUAACCACUUUGAAAGACUGAAGGCAGUACAAGUGGCCAGAGGAAUCCGUGACAACGAGAGAAAUGGCCGCCCUGAAGUGGUGGUCAUAGAAGAGGGAAGUGAACCAUCCACAUUAACUGAUGUCCUUGGAGUGAAGCCAGAGCUGCCGGAGGGAGAUGAUGAUGAUGUGGCUGACAUGUCCAACAGGAAAAUGGCUAAACUUUACAUGGUAUCAGAUGCAUCAGGAUCCAUGAAAGUUACAGCUGUGAGAGAGGAAAACCCAUUUGACCAGAGUGACUUGCUAUCAGAUGAAUGCUUCAUCCUGGAUCAUGGCAAAAACAAGAUGAUAUUUGUAUGGAAAGGGCAUAAUGCCAACCCCGGUGAAAGAAAAGAGGCCAUGAAAACAGCUGAGGGCUUCAUCAAACAGAUGGGCUACCCCGCAAACACACAGAUCCAGGUGCUGCCAGAGGGAGGUGAGACUCCCCUGUUCAAGCAGUUCUUCCUGGUCUGGAAGGACAGAGAUCAAAGUGAGGGUUUCGGGAAGGUGUCUGUCAAGGAAAGAAUCGCAAAGAUCCAGCAGGUGGCGUUUGAUGUCUCUAAGCUCCAUGAGUCCCAACAAAUGGCAGCCAAGUACAACAUGGUGGAUAAUGGGAGUGGAGACACACAGAUCUGGAGGGUGGAGAGCAGUGGCAGAGUCCCAGUUGACACAAAGAGCUACGGACAGUUCUACGGUGGAGACUGUUACAUCCUCCUGUACACUUACGGGAAGAGGCAGAUCAUCUACACCUGGCAGGGAGCCAGCUGCACUUUGGAUGAGCUAACGGCCUCAGCAUUCCUGACUGUAGAGCUGGAUCGUUCACUUGGAGGAUCUGCAGUUCAGGUCAGAGUGUGCCAAGGUAAAGAGCCUCCACAUCUGCUCUGUCUCUUCAAAAACAAACCCCUCAUUGUUUAUAAGAAUGGUACGUCCCGCCACGGGGGCCAGGCCCCACCACCUCCAACCCGCCUUUUUCAGGUACGCCAGAAUCUGGCAACCAUCACCAGGAUCGCUGAGGUUGAUGCCAGAGCGACGAGUCUCAACUCGAACGAUGCCUUCCUCCUGAAGAUGGCUGAUGGGCGGGGCUACUUAUGGAAGGGCAAAGGGUCCAGUGAGGAAGAAGUAAAAGGAGCCAAGUACAUAGACAAAGAGCUCAAGUGCAGCAGCAACAGCAUCAUGGAAGGAAGUGAACCAGAUGAAUUCUGGAAUGCACUAGGGGGGAAGACAGAGUACCAGACCUCAGAAAGACUAGAGAGUCAGAUUAUGAGUCACCCUCCUCGUCUGUUUGGCUGCUCCAACAAGACCGGCAGGUUCAUAAUUGACGAGGUUCCUGGAGAAAUCACACAGGAUGACCUGGCGGAAGAUGAUGUGAUGCUGCUGGACGCCUGGGAUCAGGUGUUUGUCUGGAUUGGUAAGGACGCCAACGAAGUGGAGAAGAGUGAAUCGGUCAAAUAUGCCAAACAAUACAUUGAGACUGACCCGAGUGGCCGCGACAACCUUACUUCUGUGGUGGUGGUGAGACAAGGGCAUGAGCCCCCCACCUUCACAGGGUGGUUCCUGGCCUGGGACCCCUCCCACUGGGAAUCAGUCAGCUGGAGUUUGAAGUCUAUGACCCUUUAAUGCAGAUGUACAGUUCCAGCCAGAAACACUGAAAUAUCUUCCUUUAUGUAAUCAGUGUGUCAAAAGCAAUGAAUGCAAGAAUUAAAAUUAUCAAUCUUUUGUUGGCAA